Molecule: messenger RNA, 1280 nt
Organism: Tripterygium wilfordii
Lineage: Eukaryota; Viridiplantae; Streptophyta; Magnoliopsida; Celastrales; Celastraceae
Exons: 1
Coding region: 213-1118 (301 amino acids)
Source: RefSeq, a predicted model, not a curated record
UCUUAAUCCUUCACAUUUAUUAGUCUUUUUGGGCUAUGGGUGUGUACUAAUCAAGCAACCAACCAACCAAACCCAAUCUCUUCUCCCUUCAUUUGUACUUUGCUUAAAUAGAUUUCAUAUUAUCGUUAGUCUCUUCUCACCGCUCCAAUAUCUCCAACCGAAAACCCAGCAAGUCUGAUCAAACCCCAGUAACACCUCAAGAACCAAGCAACAUGAAAGAAGAGUGCCACCACCAGCAAAGAAGACUGCUCAUGAACAAGCUCUUCAAUACUCCUGCUGCUUACGUCAUCCUCUUUUUGCUAUCCUACACACUGGGUUACCUAUCGGCCCCCUCCACUCCUUCUCCGCCUUCUAGAACCAUCACCGUCUUCCAUCAAUCACCCAACUCCCCACAAGAACUCAGCAAUUUCCGAGUCACGUCUCGCUGCGCCGACCCGCUACCUUCGAGGCUCGUCCGAGAGACGGUUCUUGGGAGAAUCUUUAACGGUACCUCACCCUACGACGAUUUCCCGCCGCCUUACGUCGGAGACCUCCUCCGUAAUAACAGAAUCAAAGGCUGGGGUUCAUACGGUGCCGUUUUCGAGCACCUUAUUCAAGAAGUGAAGCCGAGAAUUAUCAUCGAAGUGGGGACUUUCUUGGGCGCGUCGGCUCUCCACAUGGCCGAGUUGACUCGGAAAGUCGGACUCGAGACUCAGAUUCUAUGCGUUGACGAUUUCCGGGGAUGGCCCGGGUUCAGGGACCGCUUGUUCAAGGACAUUAAGAUGGUAAACGGUGACGUUUUGCUGCUAUACCAGUUUCUGCAGAACGUCAUUCACAAGAAUGCCACCGAUACGGUUUUACCCGUACCAUUCUCGACCGGGUCGGCUCUUGAGAAGUUAUGCGAAUGGGGCGUGUUCGGUGAUUUAAUCGAAGUGGAUGCGGGUCAUGAUUUUAAUUCAGCCUGGGCGGAUAUAAACCGGGCUCAUCGGAUCUUGAGACCCGGUGGAGUGAUGUUUGGGCACGAUUAUUUUACAGCUGCGGAUAAUAGAGGUGUAAGAAGAGCGGUUAAUUUGUUUGCCCGGAUAAACGGGUUUGGUAUCGAAACGGACGGGCAACAUUGGGUCAUCCGUUCCUCUUGACUCGACUCGUUUUGCAUUUAUUUUCUUUGUAUCGAAAUUUCUUGUGAUGAUGUGAGACUUGAGUAUAAAUUUAGUCUUUUUUAUUUAUUUUUUUAUAAGGGAAGGUAAGAGACUCGAACUCGAGACUUCUAUAAGAUACUAUACGCAUAAAUAUUAUUAGAA